Molecule: messenger RNA, 1242 nt
Organism: Aureobasidium pullulans EXF-150
Lineage: Eukaryota; Fungi; Ascomycota; Dothideomycetes; Dothideales; Saccotheciaceae
Product: Cloroperoxidase
Exons: 2
Coding region: 1-1242 (413 amino acids)
Molecular function (GO): peroxidase activity
Source: RefSeq, a predicted model, not a curated record
AUGAAGACACUACAAAUCACAUCUAUUCUGGCUGUUGCCUAUGCAGGCCUCACUGCCGCCUACCCCAACAUCCUUGCCGAACUGGAAUCACAGAAGAAGGCUUCUUCGCUAAAGAAGAGGGUCCUCUUCGACCCAGUGGCUCAGAAGAUCGAUGUCUCUGGUUCUCACGCUUUCACUGCUCCUGGCAACGGAGAUCAACGCGGUCCUUGCCCAGGACUGAAUGCAUUGGCCAACCACAACUACCUCCCACACAACGGUGUUGGCACAAUCGACCAGUUCAUCGCUGCCACGACCAAGGUCUUCGGCAUGGGUGCUGAUCUCGCUCUCAUUCUUGCCGUCUACGGAGCCGCGAUCGACGGCAACCUUGUUUCGUGGAGCAUUGGAGGCCCAACACCAAACGUUCCUUCGAUCAACCUUCUUGGACAGCCUCAGGGUAUCAGUGGCUCUCACAACAAGUAUGAGGGCGAUGCGUCACCAACCAGAGGUGAUCUAUAUAUUGAUGGUCAGGACUACCUCCUGAAAAUGGAGAACUUCCAGGCUCUUUACGACGCUGGCAAGGCAGCCGACAACUACGAUCUUCAGCUCUUGACCGACCGUAGAGCCGCCAGAUUCAAGCAGAACAUUGAGACCAACCCUUACUUCUUCAACGCACCCUUCUCUGGUGUUAUUGCUCAACCUGCAGCGUGGAGCUUUAUCUACCGUUUCAUGGGCAACAAGUCUGCCGAGUAUCCUUCGGGCAAGCUUAACGGCGAGGUUCUCAAGUCCUUCUACGCCAUUACUGGUGACGACGGCAACUUCAAAUACACCCCUGGCAACGAGCGAAUUCCCGAGAACUGGUACACCCGUAACGCUCUCGACCCCUACGAUGUUCUCGCUCUCCAGAUCGACACCGAUGCUCAGCUCCUCCAGCACCUCGAGUUCGGAAGCAUUGGUGGUAACACUGGCACUCCCAACAGCUUUGUUGGUAUUGAUCCUGAGAUCCUGACUGACGGUGUUUUCAAUGCUGCCACUCUCACUCAAGGCAACAACCUCAUGUGUUACGGCCUGCAGCUUGCUGUACAAGAACUUCCCGACUUGCUCUCUGGCCUGGUUACCGAUCUCGCCUCCGCAGUCAACAAAGUCAGCUCUGCCUUUGGCAACGCCACUCAGAAGCUUGGGUGCCCUGAGCUUACCAAGAUCAACCAGGACCAAUUCAAUCAGUACCCUGGUUACACCAAGCUGAAGUCUGAUGGCACCUACUAG